This is a messenger RNA of Trametes versicolor FP-101664 SS1, 2249 nucleotides long. Its product is annotated as kinesin-domain-containing protein. NCBI's taxonomy places the organism in Eukaryota, Fungi, Basidiomycota, Agaricomycetes, Polyporales, Polyporaceae. Gene Ontology annotation, molecular function: ATP binding; microtubule binding; microtubule motor activity. Gene Ontology annotation, biological process: microtubule-based movement; mitotic spindle organization. The transcript has 14 exons. Bases 1 to 1995 code for a protein of 664 amino acids. The record is from RefSeq and is a predicted model, not a curated record.
AUGUCGUUCUCGCGCGUGAAGAUUGCUGCCCGUCUCCGGCCCCCCAUCCCUGGUGAACAGCACGACAAUGCCAUCCGCGUCCUCCGUCAAGACCGUGAGGGACAGUCCAACUCGGCCAUCGUCGUUGACAAUCCCCGCGACCCCUCUCAGACGUUCAACUACCCGUUCUCAUCUUGCUAUGGCGAGUUCUCGUCACAAGAGGAGAUCUUCGAGCGCGACGUCAAGCCCCUCAUCGACCUCGCCUUCUCGGGCAUGACGGUGACCAUCUUUGCCUAUGGUGUCACUUCCUCCGGCAAGACCCAUACCAUGCAAGGCAGCGCCGAGCAACCAGGUAUCAUCCCCCGAGCUGUCCAGGAAAUCUUCAACCGCACCGUCUCCCAACACGUCGGCGCCUCUAUUGCAGCUUCGUACAUGGAGAUUUACAAGGACGAGGUCUACGACCUCCUUGGUGACAGAGAAUCCGCCGCGAAGCUGCCUGUGCGCGAGAACGAACACGGGAAAGUCUUUGUCGCAAACCUCUCCACCAUUCCGCUCGAUACGCUGGACGACUUCGAAACCGCCUUCUCGCAAGCGAAUAAGCAGCGCUCCGUUGGCUCCACUAACCUCAACUCUGUCUCCUCCCGCUCUCAUGCCAUCUUGACCCUCCAUGUCACCGUCACCGAUCCUUUGCAGAACCGCACUCUUUCUGGUAAACUCAACCUUGUUGAUCUGGCUGGCUCGGAAAAUAACAAGCUCACCGGCAACGACUCCUCGCGCAUGGCCGAGUCCGCCGCGAUCAACAAGUCGCUCAGCGUGCUCGGCCAGGUCGUCCACGCCCUCAACCAGGGCGCAAGCCGUAUCCCUUACCGCAACUCCAAACUCACGCGCAUCCUGCAAGAUGCCCUCGGCGGCAAUUCCGUCGGCCUCCUCAUCUGCAACCUCGCACCCGGCACCAAGUUCCGACAAGAUACCCUUAAUACGCUGAACUUUGCUGUCCGGACGAAGAACAUACAAAACAAACCCCUCGUUAAUCAACAAGCCAACGCAACCGCCGGCCCCUCCUCCGUCACCAUCCCGCCCCCCGCCGCUCGCUCGAUCCCCGCACCCGCACACACCAGCCGCAUAGCCGGCCCCCGCCCGUCGCGCGUGCCCCGCAUGUCCAACGCCGGCGCCGGCCCCCGCCCCUCACUCGCCUUCUCGAACAUCCCGCCCCCAGCCGUCAAGCGCGAGUCGCUGCCCCCGCCCGCCCCAGUCAUGCCCGCGCACCUCACCGAAGAGGAGAUUAACGCACGCAUUGCGAAGGCUGUGGAACUCGAGGUCGCACGGCGGCUCGAGGAGCGCGAGGAGGCCGCACGGAAAGAGCGCAGCAUGAGCGUGCUGCACGAGGAGCACGGCUCGGCGUCCGCUGGCUCACUCCACUCACUCCCGCCCGGCUUGCUCUCGCCUCUACUGAAGAAGCAACGACACAGCGCGGAUGACGAGCUCAAACAGCGCCUUGAGGAGCUCGAGAGCAAGUUCGAGCGCGGCGACAAAGACAAGCGCAUGUCGGACGUGCUGCUCUCCCCCCUCUCGCGCAAGAAGACCGGGCGCGCCUACGUCGCGCUCGCGCGCGCCCACACGCAGAAGAACAACCUGCAGGUCGCGCUCGAGCUGUACCGCAAGGCGGAGACGUACGUGCCGGACAACGUGAAGCUCAAAGAGAGGAUCAUCGAGAUCGAGUGGGCGAUCAAGAACGACCGCCCGUUCGCGCCGUCCCCCAAGAAGCCACGCCGCGGGCCCUCGCGGCGCGCGAAGGGCGGCAGCAGCAAGCACCGGCCCGCCCCCGACGCCGGCUCGGACGACGACGCGCCAGACUCGGGCAAGGAGAACGAGGGGUACGCGGACGCGGAGGACAAGGAGGAGGGCGGCUCCGCGAAGCGCAGGCGGCGGCACGUCAAGUCCGAGGAGAGGGAGCGGGAGCCGGGCACGCCGCCGAAGCGGCGGCGGCUCGUGAAGUUCGAGGAUGCAUAUGCGUAGGCGCAGUCGCAUUGCGCGAUUUUUGCGGGGACAGAGAGGAGUGGGAGGGGUUCUUGCGAGCCACGGGGGCGAGGCCCGCGCCGGCGGUGGCGAUGGCGCGCCGGGUGGGUGGGUGCGGGUGCCAGGGUGGGGGAGUAUGUACGCUAGCUUACCUGAUUGCCUUCUCUUCGCUUCGGUGUGUGCCCGUUGGCUUCUAGGCGUUCUGUUCGUGUACGUGACGGUCCGUGUUUGUGUUUAUACGUGGUGUGGAUGGU